AUGUUCUGCAGCGGAUGGCUGGUUUGGUUCACGAGAUUUGCGCUGGUUUUCCUUCCUUCUGAAGCGGCGAAGCCUCACAUCAUUUUCCAUGUGAUUGAUGACUUUGGCUGGGAUGAUCCCGGUUUUCGAAACCAGCAGAUUUCAACACCGACCUUGAACAUGUUCCAUGAGAAGGGCAUCACUUUGAACCAGUACUAUGUCCAGCCCUCGUGUUCGCCCAGCAGGGCAACGUUCAUGAGUGGCCGCAUGCCGUUGCACACAGGCAUCAACGACUGGAUUCCCAACAAGGCUUAUGGAUUGCCUCUGGGAGAGACGACCUUGCCGCAGUUGCUCAGUACGGCCGGCUACAAGUGCCAUGCUGUGGGCAAGUGGCACUUGGGAUUUUUCCAGACAGAGUACACACCGACCUUCAGAGGGUUCGAUUCUUUCUACGGAUAUUACGAAGGCUCAGAGGAUUACUUCAAACAUGUCACCAGUGGAGGUUUCGAUCUCCAUCGGGAGAGUCAGCCCCGUUGUGGACCUGGCUGCACCCAACUGGCAUGGCAAGAUGUGAAUCAGUACUCCACCAACCUCUUCGCAGACGAAGCUCUUCGGAUCAUCGAUCGGCACAAUGCAUCCGAGCCGCUGUUCCUUUAUCAAGCCUGGCAGGGCGUUCACGCGCCAAGGCAGGUUCCAGAGUAUUACGUGGAGCCUUACCUGCAUCGAAUCAACGACACGGCCCGGCGCGCCUUCGCGGGGAUGGUCACGGCAGUGGACGAAGGCAUUGGGAACAUCACCAAAGCGUUGGAAGAGAAAAAAAUGUUGGCGAACUCAGUCGUCAUCGUUACCACAGACAAUGGUGGUCCCAUUGUGGACUGUGCAGGCAUUGGCGCUUCGAACCGACCCCUUAGAGGAGGUAAAUGCUCCUUGUGGGAAGGCGGCACUCGUGGCACCUCAUUGCUGUUCGCUCCUAGAUAUGCUCAGCAGAACUUUGCUUGGCAGGGUCUGAUGCAUGGUGCUGACUGGCUCCCGACUCUAGUGGAAGGGGCUGCUGAGCAGAGGAUCCUUCCAGGUGCCACCAAACCUCUUGAUGGCAUGAAUGUUUGGAAGCAACUCAUCGGAAACUUGCCGUCUCCUCGCCGCGAGCUCUACUAUGGACUCUCGGACUCAUCCGUGGGGCACCAUGGUCCUGCUCUGCGGUCGGGCCACUGGAAGCUCAUUGUGGGUACGGGUGGUGGCUCCGGAGAUCAUCCGCCCUGGUGGAGGAACUUCUCGAAGCUCCUGAACCUCACAGAUGACCAUCGACCCCGGCUCUUCAAUCUUCAAGAAGACCCAGAGGAGCGCUGCGAAGUCAUAGGACAAGACGAGCGCGUGAGUUCCAUGCUUUCGACCAUCCACGCCUACCAAGCCUCGUCGGUUCCGCAGCGCCAAGGGGACCCAAGCUGCCCUUCCUUUGCGCCGCACAAGUCGUUUGAAGGACCUUGGCUGGGGCCAUGGUGCGACGUCGCAGAAGUGGUGGUUUGAGCGCCCAAGCGCAGGCCGCGUUGUUCUAUGGUCCCUUUCCUUGCAGUUGGCUAUGAUUGUUGACAACUGGUUUGCAGGCUCCCAGCACUGUCAAAUUUCACGUCUACGACAAACUCAUAUCUCACCCCUUGUCAUCCUUGUCCCACUUGUGCCGCGCGUUGUUUGCAUAUUUGUUGGGGUGCGGCCUUCUCAAGUCCAUAUUUGGCUUUCAAGCCACAUUCCUCCCAGUCUGCACUGCUGGAGGCCCAGAGCCCAGGGCGGCGG
This is a messenger RNA of Cladocopium goreaui, 1767 nucleotides long. The record is from the annotation of a GenBank genome assembly. Lineage: Eukaryota; Dinophyceae; Suessiales; Symbiodiniaceae.